CAGCAAUUCUUGAUCCAAAUAACAAGCUGAUACUAUUUGAAAACAAAGAUAUAAGCAAAACACAAAAAGAUUAUUUUCAUCAGCAUCUUAAAAAAUCUUAUGACAUGUUUGUUGAUAAUGAUAAUUCUCUUAAAGAAUAUCUAAGUUUACCUAUCGAAGAA
This is a messenger RNA of Racocetra persica, 161 nucleotides long. NCBI's taxonomy places the organism in Eukaryota, Fungi, Glomeromycota, Glomeromycetes, Diversisporales, Gigasporaceae. The record is from the annotation of a GenBank genome assembly.